Molecule: messenger RNA, 566 nt
Organism: Schistosoma mattheei
Lineage: Eukaryota; Metazoa; Platyhelminthes; Trematoda; Strigeidida; Schistosomatidae
Source: the annotation of a GenBank genome assembly
CUAAUCUAAACUUACAGACAAACACAAAAAUUACCAGUAAUUACCACGAAAUUUUUUUCUCAUUUCCACUACGUCUAAUUUAUCAUAUAAAUUUAACUCUGAGAAUUCUACCCUAUUUAGUUAACGGUUUGUGGUACUAUAGAAAUGAAGGUUCAGGUGAUUUUUAUUUUAGCCUUAUCUCUCAAUAUGGUGGUGAAUAAAGUGAUUUUGGUUGGAGGCGACUGUAAACUCGACUGUUUAAAACGUUAUCUUAUGUGUGAUGAUCGAUGCCAACGAAUGCCUUUCCGUGAAGAGACAUGCUACUUAGAAUGCAAGAACACAUUAUCAGAAUGUCUGGAUAAACCAUGUGCGAAAUUUGCUGAGGACUAUUAUGGAAGAUACAGUUAAUUAGCUGUCAUUAUUUCUUCUAGAAAGAAUAUAUAUUCGUUCACUUUUGUAUAUUUACGCUAACUCAGUGGUAAAAAGAUCCGCUUCACUAUAUACAGCUAAAUAUUUUACUUUAUCAAAUACAUAGUCGAAGAAUAAUUGAAAUAUUUGAUGUAUUUUUUUACUUUGCUUAUUGAAAA